Messenger RNA from Macrobrachium nipponense, 3934 nucleotides. RefSeq lists its product as uncharacterized. The transcript is spliced from 11 exons. The record is from RefSeq and is a predicted model, not a curated record. The coding region runs from base 137 to 1603 and encodes 488 amino acids. Lineage: Eukaryota; Metazoa; Arthropoda; Malacostraca; Decapoda; Palaemonidae.
CGGAGUAGCCAGCAGUGGCUUUUCCUUUGGCUCAUAAAACGGAGAGAACUAAGAGGCGCCAAUUAUUGCCAUUCUCGGAUACGAGGAGUACAGUGCAUUAUUUCUCACUAUCACUGAAGGCUUUUAGAGCAGAAAGAUGAGCGUAAAACCACGCCACUGGACGUGGCUGUGUAUCCUGCCUUUAAUCCUGACAGUGCAAAGCGUGAAUUCCGCUGGGACUUUCGCUAGCUCAAUAUGGCGAUCAGGGCGAUUUGAUGGUGAAGUCAUCGCGACCAGCGUAGAGAAGUAUGGGUUAAUAACUUGUCUAAAUACUUGCAAACAAUACGGCAGCUGCAAAGCCUUCAACUACCAGGUGACGACUCGCACUUGUGAGAUCUUAUCUUCGGCUGUGUGUGACAACGACACCAACGUACUAAGCACAGCGGACAAUACCUGGCGUUACUACGAUCUUCUGGACUACGAUGCUCAGGAGUAUGAGAUGAGCUACCGAGACAAACCAUCUUGUACAAAAGCUGGAAAAUGCUCUGAAAAAUGUUCGCGAACAAUCAAUGCAACUUGUUCGCACGACGAGCAGUGCGUUCAAAAGGCCGAGAACUCGUAUUGCUCACUGGCAACCAAUUCUUCAGGAACGGGUAUUUGCACAUGUUCCACUCAAUACUGGGCUUACAAUGAUACACGAUGCAUUCAUCAGAUAAGCUAUAGCGGUUUCGUCUGGUCGUGGCUUAACAAGAAGAUUGUAAACAGCAUGUGCAAUGUGACCUUCACAGUAAAAGCACCAGUAGAUUUCCAAAUCAGACUGAUGAACGGGGAAGACUUCUACAAUGGGGUCCCGAACUACGAAAUUAGAAUUGGAUAUGCAUCAAACACGACGACCAGACUGGCCAGAACUGGAGUUCUAAUAACUGAGGUCUCAACUCCUGGAAUCCUCACCAAUGACUUCCAGAACUUCACUUUAAGUUGGUGUAAUGGUGCUAUAAACGUCGGCAGACAAGGACAGGCCCCUGUUCUUUCAUGGACAGAUUCCGUCCCUAUAACGCCAAUUAGAGGAAUGGGAUUCUACUCAGUAGCAUCUAACAACCACAUAUUCCUCCCACACAAUCUUGUUGAUCCUUACUUCCCUACAAGUGAAUCCAGUGGUGUUCUUCGUGUGAACGGAUACGACUAUCAUAAAGUGAAGCUUCUCGACAGUGGCGCUCCAACAUCGGACGUCAAUUUCAUCUUUGAAUGCAUGGCUCCCAGAGAUUGUAAUGUUCUCUUUGGACAAGUUUCAAACGGCUACAGCUUUUACAAAUUUAUUUUUGGGUCAUUUGUUAAUACACUGACAUCACUCUGGAGUAGCCGUCACAAUAGUUGGAUACUACCACAUAUAAACACUCCAAGCAUUGUCACCAACGCAGAGUACAGGAAAUUUUGGAUAACUAUUAAUGGACGUACAUUCAAGGCUGGCAAAGGUGAUGACCCAAUUCCUCUUAUCAACUGGACAGAAACUGUAGACGUAAAUGUUACUCACGUGAGCAUCUGUACCUUUGAUGGUGACAUUGGCUACUACAAGGUUCUUUCUCACAGGCAGUUCCAUGAAUAUCCCAAUGGUGGUUAUGUGUGACUCAACAUAAAAGACCUCAAAGUAACUGUAAAAGGUGUACUUCAUCAUUACAGGAUACACAUUGAGGAAGAAGCUCCUAAUCUGAUCUUAGAGUUUAGGGUACCUUUUAGUAUAAAAAGUGUCAUCAAUUUUUCAUUAAGCAUUUUGCUUCAGUUGGCACCAGACAACACUAAUUGACUUUUUUUUAAACAGAAUAGAACUUUACUUGUAAUAUGGCACCAGUUUAUGGUAGUGCAAAAACAAAUGUCAUCUUGGAUUUACAAUCAAAAUUGGAUGCAUAUAAAAAAUAUCAAAGGUGAUGAUUGAAACAGUCACCAGAUGACUUGAGAAAUAACAUAAAUUCUAAAGAUAAUUUAUAUUUUUCCUAGAUAUACAAACCCCGAGUCUUUUAUGUAGAAACAUCCCCAGCUCAAGCUAGAAUGGUCUUUGAAAUUGUUAACAAAGUAGUUAAAUAAUGGGAUGCUGAAUGCAAAUGAAAGAAAGGUGGAAGCUGUACAGAUGUUAAUGCAAUAUUUGGGGUAGAAGGGGAAUUAUUAAAAGUGUUUAAGAUGCAACCAGUCAUGUUUUCCUUUGGAAAACAGACUUUGUGGGGGUUGGUUGAGGUGGGACUAUGAUAAUGGGAUCUGGUUUGUAUGUCUAAGAAAAAUAAAAGAUUGUCAAAGUAUUACAUAAAAUUUUUUAAGUACUUCGUAUUUUUUUCAAGUAUAAAACAAUCACCUUCUAUAAAAAAAAAAAAAAGUAUUCCGUGUGAAUUAGAAGAUGGUCAUCAAACUUGGUAACAAGGUUGCUAAUUGGUGGAAGGUGAGUGAGUGAAAAGCAUAAUCCUUGCUCACCUACCACCUCCAAGCACCUUUUCCUUUGGCCUCAGGGACAAUGAGGGUGAUUCAGGUGGCAACUGCAAAAAAAAUGCUGCGGUUUGAAUACCUAAGAAAAAUAUGAAUUAUCUUAAAUAUUCGAUAUUUGUUUCUAUAAAGAUAUACCACAUAGCCUUUUGUAUAAGAGGCUCGCUCCUUAGCUGAGAGGUUGCCUCUGUCAACUGACUGUACAUUGAACAACCAACCUGAAAGUCUUGGUAGUCUUAGAAUAGAACAGAAUAUAGAAUUUAGGCCAAAUGCCAAGUGCUGGGACCUAAGUGGUCAUUCAGCGCUGAAAGCAAAAUUGAUAGUAAGAAGGUUUGAAAGGUGUAACAGGAGGGAACCUUACAGCCGCACUGUAACAAUUGUUAGGAGAGGUCUUAGUUGCAAUAGCAUGCAAGGGAUGCAAUGACUCCUACAACCUGCUACUCUGGCAUACAAAUGACAGUGAUAGGGCCCUGGGCCAAAGUGAGGGAUGAGAGCCUAGCUAAAAUUGCCAAAAGAUUUAGGGAAUUAUGAGAUCUCUCAUAACUGUGUAACAGAAGGUAGCUAUUCCGGCUAAUACAACUGACAGAUUCAGGAAAAGUUUUUUAUCCUGGCCACCCCUAUUGUUAAAGGAACAGCCGAGGGAGGCUUAUUCUAGGACAGAACUUAAGGCUGGAGGGUUAAAGUGUGGCCACCUGUAUCAGUCUUAUCUCAGCUGAUACUUUGGCCUAGGUGCUGUUCUGGGAGGAGGAAGGGAAUGAUGAGAGUCCAGUCACUCAACAUUCAAGCCCCAGACUCACACUAAGCAAAGUACUUGGGCAAGUACUUGUCUGUUCAACCAGAGUUGGGUGCCAAGACAACUUAUUAAGUAGACACCAAAGGUUCCAAAGAGAAGAAAAGAAGGUAUCCAGGAACUUGUGGGUUACGUCCCUUGGGUAGAAUGAGGCGAAGGCUGUAUGUCAUCUCUAAACACCUGUGGUCAAUACCUGGCAAACUGAGAAGUCCUUACAAAAAGCUAAGGACAGUCCCUUGAGCUCUCACAUGAGAAAGGUGGGUGACAGGAUCAUCAUCCUGAGGAAUCAUAAGCUUGUUUGAUAACCUCACAAAACCAAAAAGUGUAAUUCCUGGACAACUACUUCUCAUGCUUGCCUGUACUAAGAAAAGGCACAGACUGUGGGCAAGGAGUAUUUGUCCUUUUCAGAUAUUAUUUAAGGGUUCAGACAUGAAAGCAUCUCGUCUGUAUCACCAUAAAUGAAAUCUUCGAGGAAGGGAAUUGCGAAACUCUUAAAAACACUCCUUGUCAAGUGCUGAUGGGUUCCAAGUUUUUACCACAAACUUUGACAUAAAGGAAAAGGAGAGGGAUCUCCAUCUGGUUUGUUUGUUUGUUUAAAUGAUGUUUUUACGUUGCAUGGAAGAUCAGUAAAUCAUUUGCACAUGCUGAAAGCGGGGAAUGCUUCCACCUGACCAAACACUGAAGCCAUUAUAGCCGAAU